This is a messenger RNA of Ambispora gerdemannii, 3636 nucleotides long. The record is from the annotation of a GenBank genome assembly. NCBI's taxonomy places the organism in Eukaryota, Fungi, Glomeromycota, Glomeromycetes, Archaeosporales, Ambisporaceae.
AUGAAUUUAAGACAAUUUGGAAAUGCUUUUAAACAAGCAGUAGCAGAAAAAUUAGCAGAUGGUGUGCUCAGUCCGGAAAGAGCGGCAAGGAUUUAUCCUCGCAAUCAGGCCGCAAAUAAGGCCGCUGGUUCAACAACUUUAUUAGACCGAGGCACUGAUUACAAUUUUGGUAAUAAUCCUAAUGAUAACAGAGGUAGUGGAGGAAAUCCUUUUAAUACUAGUUUAAGCACAACAGCGACGGGGCAGGGGGACAAAGAACUUCCCAAAAUUGAUGUUGCAAUAACGCAUGGUCCUAAUGGUAGAAUUAAUCUGAUGGACUACUUUUUGCCCAUGGCUAUGAGCACAGUGAAAUCUGAUUGGAUGGUAAUAACAACCUGCUGGCCUCGUAGAGUGAUGGACAAUUUUGAGGAAGUCACCGAUCAUACCACCAAUAUUAAUGCGUGGGGAGUGAACGAAUUUUUUCGUGAUAAUUUACUAGCCACUAAUCCUGAGGAUAAACAACUCGAUUUAGGCAUUGCUCGGCAUGAGCGUUUAAAACCACGUGAAUGCCAAGAAUUACACCGGCUCGGUUAUGACCCAGAAGACCUUUUUGAAGGUGGACAACAGCCUUUUGGGGCUGGUGGAAACAUUGGUAGUCCUGGCCAUGUUAAUGAUUUAUGGCAAGAAAAUGGGGAUUUUAAAUCUUUUAACCCCGCCGACGGAACUGACCUUGUUGACGAAAUCGUGAGGGAUGGGGACGAUAUCAAAGUUAUUAAUCCUCUUACCGGUGAUUUUACCAAUCCGGUUGGUUUUGCUGGGAUUGAUAAUUUAGCCCGCAAAGACGCGUUGUGGGAUACAGUAGGUCCCAAUGGUGCCCACACGGCUCCUGUGGUUUCCCGGCUUGGUACUGCAGCAGCUCACGGUCUCGGAAACAGUGCAGCUCACACGGAUCUAGAUGCUGAUACCCCUGAAAAUAACUACAUCAUUGACCAGUUUCUUAAUGCCUAUUUACUUGAUGUUGAUGAGGCAGUUCAGGCUUAUAAUAAUGGCUGGAUUUAUGGAUUGGAAAUUAAGUAUAAUGAUGAUGUACUCGCUGAGCUAUUAGUUGAUGCCGAAUUAGUUAUGAUUGAUAAUGCGGCCGAUUCGUUGACAUUGACUGAUGCUGUGAAAAAAAUUAAAAAAAAUCGCUUUCGGGAUGCGGUGCGAGCUGCCGCAACCGGUCAAGCCGCGGCUGAUUUUGGCACGGUGGAUGCUCCGGUGCCUGACAGCGACUUCAUUAUUGGCCAGUUUAAUCAUGACAAUAUUACUCCGGCCGAAGUGGUAGAUGCCUAUAAUCAAGGCUGGAUUUAUGGAUUGGAGUUAAGAAUCGAUGGUGCCGAUUUACAAGCCAAAACUACGGCUUUACAACUUAAUUACAGUGGAGGACAUGUUCAGUAUGAGCGGACUUUUAUUAGAAAUUUCCAGAUACAACUAGGUACCACAGCGAAUGUGACCGAGGCAGAGAUUUUGGCUUACAGCGGCAAAAAUAUCGAUUCCACCCAAGCCUUUGCUUUAUACAAAGGCAGUCCCCAGGUGCUUGGUUCUGAAUUAAGCAAAGGAACCAAUAAUGACGAAGUUAAAUAUAACAAAAAGGAUUAUAAGAUUACUGAUACAGCGGGUAUUAUUGCCGCCAAAAAAGCCAAAAUGGAUGCGGAUGCUGCUGCUGCCCAAGCUGCGGCCGCCUUAGCCACCGCUAAAACUGCGGCAGAAAAUGCCAUUAAGUCAUCCCAAAAAGAAACUGGCAAACCAGAAGUAACCGAUGCCGAAUUAAAUAAACAGUUAACGGAUAAUAAUGUUCUCACGGGAGCGGCAAAAACUUGGUUAGAUUAUGUAAAUGGCAGCGGAACGGAAACGGAGGUAAAUUCCCGCCGGGACCAAGUUCUCGCAGCGAUUACGAAAGUUCGUACGGCCAAAGGACCGACCUUUGAUGCGGCCGCCGCUCGGACUGUGGCGAUUACGGGCGUCAAAGCCUACUGGAAAACUAAAUCGAACGACCAAACUGAAACCGGUACGGUUAAUAGUAAAAGCCUAGCCGAGGAGUUUGCCGACAAGGAUACCCAAAAUGACAUUGAUAGUAAAAAAGCUGAAUUAACCGGUAAAAUUGAUGCCGAAAAGGCUAAGGAACCAAAGGAAGAAGGACCAAAACCAGAAAAAAUACCGACUGAGAAAAUAGAAAAGAUAAUUCAAACUAUCUUUGGUGAGGAGUUGAAAACCGAAGAAGAUAUUCAAAAAUUCUUGGAAGAAAAUGUGAAAGGUCAGGAAGAAGGGUUAGCGGAACAUUUGGAGGAAUUACCUGAUAAACUCCCAGUAAAGGGUAAUUCAGCAAAGGAAAAAGUUAUUAGUUUAUUAACCAGCCAAAAAUCCGACACAGUAAUCAAGGUGGUGUUUGGCCAUAAGUUAAAAGAUGAGAAUUUUAAAAAGGAAGUAGAAACUGAAAUGGAAAACAAGAAAGACAUUGAUGAAAAUCGAUUAAAUGAGGAAAUUUAUUCCAAAGAAAAUGAAUUACCAUCCAGUAUCUCGGCAGACUUUGCUCUUACUUUGGCUUUGCCUAUUUCCCAUAAAACUAAGGGUAAUCCUCAAGCAGUCGCCCAAGAAAUAAUAAAAAUCACUGAUUGUCCCAAUUUAGAAUAUACUAUUACCGAACAAGGUUAUAUUAAUUUUCGUUUUCCAAACAAUUAUUAUCAGCAUUUUUUUGCCGAAACAUUAGCCCGAGCAGGUCACAAUCUCCAAGGUAAAAAAAAGGAUAUUCGGAUAAAUAUUGAGUAUGUUUCGGCUAAUCCGACUGGUUAUCUUCAUUUAGCCCAUUUUCGCCAUGCGGUCAUUGGUAAUACGCUGGCUAAUGUCUAUCAGUUUUAUGGUUAUCAAAUAACCCGUGAAUAUUAUAUUAAUGACCGCGGGGGACAAAUAACUUCUUUAAUUAAUUCGGUUUAUUAUUUUUACCAUCAAUUGCAGGGUGUUACUCUGGCAAAUUCAGACAAAGUAGAGUACGCAGGCAAUUCUAGCCGAGAGGUCGCUCAAAAUUUAAUAGAAAGUUUAUACCAAAAAAAACAGCAUUUAGAUUUAGUUCAGGAGUUAAAAGAGGAAAAUUUAAUUUAUAACCACGAGGGGGCGACUUUUUUCCGUAGUAGUUUGGCAGGGGACGAUAAAGACCGCGUAAUUAUUAAGCAAGACAGUGAUUACACUUACUUUUUUUCCGAUAUUCUUUACCACCAAGACAAGUUAAAAAGAGCCGAUAAAUUAAUUAACAUCAUGGGAGCCGAUCAUCACGGCUUUAUUAAUCGCUUAAAGAGUUCUUGUCAAUUGUUAGGCCAUAAAUCAGAAACUAUUCAGAUAAUUUUGGUCCAAAUAGUUAGUUUGCUUACCAAAGAAGGAGAUGCGGAAAGGUUUUCUAAAAGAGCUGGGAAUACCAUUGAAUUAGACGAGGCCUUGAAAUAUAUAGAUAUGAACCAGUUAAAGUUCUUUCUGCUUGAAAAGGAGCCCAACCAGCCCCUUUCUAUUAAUGCCGAAUUACUAAAAGAAAAUAAAGAAAAAACUCGUCUUUAUUACAUUCAAUACGCCCAUGCUCGCUGCCACCAGAUACUUCACAAAGCCCAAGAAAAAGUCAAAGUGAAAGAAUGA